Sycon ciliatum is the source of this 1339-nucleotide messenger RNA. RefSeq lists its product as uncharacterized. The record is from RefSeq and is a predicted model, not a curated record. Gene Ontology annotation, molecular function: zinc ion binding; RNA binding. Bases 157 to 942 code for a protein of 261 amino acids. NCBI's taxonomy places the organism in Eukaryota, Metazoa, Porifera, Calcarea, Leucosolenida, Sycettidae. The transcript is spliced from 5 exons.
GGAAGGUACUAGGUGUAUUUGCGUGGCAUGCACGCGCGCGUGGAGAUAGUUAGAACAUUCUGGCUUUAGCAAGCUGAGCAGGUUUUGCUCAGUAGCAAACUGCUGUGGAUUCCCCUCUGUUACUGGUGUAGUCACUGGACUGUAGGAGAAAUCACCAUGACUCGCGUCUACGUUGGUAAUUUAGAUGUGCGUGCCUCGGAGCAUGAUGUGGAGAAAGAAUUCGGAUACUAUGGCCGUUUGCGGGAGGUGUGGGUUGCCAGAACUCCUCCUGGUUUUGCAUUUGUUGAGUUUGAGGACACUAGAGAUGCUACAGAUGCUGUAAGACAAAUGGAUGGUCGUAGAAUCUGCAACCAACGUGUGAGAGUGGAACAUGCGCGAGGACCACCACGUGGACGAGGUGGUAGUAGUUAUCGGAGUAGUACUGGUAGAAGCGGUAGAUUUGACGGUCCCCCUCCUCGUGAUGAGCGGUGUUACAACUGCGGGCGAAAUGGCCAUUAUGCAAGAGACUGCCGCUCUCGAGAUGGUGAUAGGGAUCGUGAUAACAGAUCUCGCUCAAGACAUGACACGGACCGCCGUCGUCCUGCCAGGAGCGUGAGCAGAUCACCUAUCCGUGGCCGUCGCAGAUCAUACAGUGAAUCACCACGUCGCAGAUCAGCCAGUCGGUCACCCCGGGCCCGUUCCCGCUCUCCUCGAGGGAGAGCUGGCAGCCGAUCUCCACGUCGCCGAUCCCCAAGUCGGUCGCCAUCUCCCCGACAGCAGCGAUCCAUGUCCCCGCGUCGCUCUGCGAGCCCAUACCAGGAUAGGCGUCGCUCUGCUAGCCCGUACCAGGGUCGAUCUCGUUCGCCGUCUGCCGGCCGUAAUAGUCGCGGAUCUCGCUCUCCCUCUGCAGAUCGGUAUAUCCAGGAGCCCCGCGAUCGCCAUUCCGGCAGAGAAUCUGACUGAGGACAGGUGUCUACUACCUCUUUUGUGACCAGGUGUUGUUUGCCAUGUCGUCAUCUUGUUUUAGAAUUAGGAUCUUCUUUGUCUUCCUCCAAAGAGCUGCACCUCUGUAGCGGUUUUCUUAGCUCUUUUAACGAUCUUCUUUACGUGCCUUUAUGCAGACGUCCUUGUUUUACUACUUUGGUUUUGUUUCCUCACUGUGCGUUGAGUGACCUGAACUGUCUGCAGCGAUUUGGUUUUAGUAAGCAGUUUCUUAGGAACAGUAUUGGGUGGGUGUGUACACGUGCUCAGGCACUCUGGCCUACUCGUAUACUGUUAGUUUUGUUUGUCUUUCUUUAUGUACUGGAGCUGUUGAGGGUUUGAAAUGUGAAUCACUUUUAUUAAAGUCCGCUGUAUCUUC